Messenger RNA from Anarrhichthys ocellatus (wolf-eel), 2754 nucleotides. It is a transcript of the gene cxcr3.2, whose product is annotated as chemokine (C-X-C motif) receptor 3, tandem duplicate 2. Gene Ontology annotation, cellular component: membrane; external side of plasma membrane. Gene Ontology annotation, molecular function: C-C chemokine receptor activity; C-C chemokine binding. The record is from RefSeq and is a predicted model, not a curated record. Gene Ontology annotation, biological process: G protein-coupled receptor signaling pathway; cell chemotaxis; immune response. Lineage: Eukaryota; Metazoa; Chordata; Actinopteri; Perciformes; Anarhichadidae. The coding region runs from base 189 to 2675 and encodes 828 amino acids. The transcript has 6 exons.
CUCGCCCAGCUCGUUAGUGUUCGCGGGAGUUGCUGCUGCGCAAAGAAACGCAUCUACUACGACAUGUUGCUGAGCAACGACAGAUUUACAAGUGGAAAAGAACGAGUCUCGGCUUAAACAUUUCAGAAUCCGGUGCAGCAUGAGCCACGGGUGUGGCAGGGCUGUAUCCGACAAAGAAAAGAUCCUAAAUGUUUUCAACAAAUGACAGAAUGAAACGACUGAGAAGCCGCAAGGAGAGGAGUCAGAUGAGAGCUGGCGGAAAAGAAGCCUCCAAGUCCAAAGCACAUCACCAUCAUCACUGUCGUCGCCAAAGGAGUGAAGACAUGGCGUAUUUCCAGAACUGCUGUCAUAGUAGCUGUCAUUGUGCUUCAGGGAGAAAUGCACCGUUUCCAAACGUCAUUCCUGCGGCACAAGAGCCGAGUAUAAUCACGGACAGUCGCCUGAUAGGACACCAUGGCCUGUUCAACCACGAGGUGAAGUCUAUCGACAUAGAGCGCUUGUUAGGUGAGCAGAGGAAACUGGGGAAAAGUGGACGGCAAGGACAAGAAAAGAACAAUUCUACUUCACAUCCAUCUUCAACAUCUCACGUUCCUUCUCCGUUCGUCGCUCAUGAUUUAUUGGGUGCUGAUACUGAUGAGGUUCUGCCAUUUAAAGAAAAAACAGCCCAUGAUGAUUGCCGGAAGAAAGAGGAGAAAAUCAGUCAGGGAUCAGAUCUUACACCGGGGCAGAGGCCGCAGAAGAAGCUCGAUGUUGCAUCUGAAAGUUUUAAAAGCGUCUCCUCAUCUAAACACAGCUCAUUGGAUGUAGUGAUAAUCAAGAGCAAGAAGACAAACCCUCUCAUGUCUGAAAAGAGCAAAGAGUCCCAGCUGACUCCCACUGUUGUCAAAGAAAGUGUGAAGACAUUAAACAGGAAGGCAAAGGGACACAUGAAUUCUACUGUGGAGCACACCCCAAAGAACCAGGAGUCUCCGGUCCACCAAACACCAGCUCAUGGUCUCAGCCCAAGCCCAGUUCAGCUCUCCAGCUCAGACACUGUCGACAGCUUUGACAUCCAGCGCCGGAGACGAGACGCUCGCUGCACUUCUAAGUCCGUUAGUGCAGUGGCAGCAGGUUUGUGUGACUGUCUGCAGUUCCCACUUCUGAGGAGAAGAAACCUGGUGGCAGAGAGCAGGGAGGUGCUGUUGAAAGCUCUACGGGAGAGGCACGGACCCCGGCUUCAGGCGAACCUCCUUGAGGUGCAGCGAGGCCUCAGCUAUGGUGUCGAUCCAACAAGGAAAGUCCAGGAUCAGGAGCCGACUAUGAUGGAUGAGCUGUUGCCUCCAGCAUUUCAAGCUGACACUGCGAGUCAGCCGUGUUAUGACAGCCAGAAAACCACAUCUUUCAAAAUGAUGGGAAGUAGACCUUUUAACCAGAAGUCCAGGCCACAGCCACGCCAAAACCUGGAGCAGUAUCCAGGAUGUCCUCCAUCAGCCCCUUUGUUUGCAUCCUGUCUUCUUAACAAGACAUCAGAGGGGUGUUCUGCUGCCUCCUUGUAUACCACAAUAAUGGAUCAUAUUCAUCCAACCACAGAAGAUUACUGGGACUAUGACUACAAUUACACCUAUUCCCCUGACGAAAGCAGGUCGCAGGCCGUCCCAUGCUUACAGGAGGACAGCUACGGGUUUGCACAGAGGUACUCCCCUGUUGUAUACACUCUGGUGUUCGUCCUGGCUUUUGUGGGCAACGUGCUGGUGCUUUGUGUGAUCCGACGCUACAGAAACUCUCAGAGAAGUGGAGCCUGCGCCUUCUCUCUGACAGACACCUUCCUCCUUCACCUGGCCAUUUCUGACCUCCUGCUGGCCUUCACCCUGCCCCUGUUUGCAGUGCAGUGGGCUCACCAGUGGGUGUUCGGCUUGGCUGCGUGCAAGAUCUCCGGUGCCCUCUUCUCCUUGAACCGCUACAGCGGCAUCCUUUUCCUGGCCUGCAUCAGCUUUGACCGCUACCUGGCCAUCGUCCAUGCUGUCAGCUCUGGCUGGAAGCGCAACACCUGCCAAGCCCAAAUUGUGUGCGCCAUCAUCUGGGUGUGCUGCCUGGGCCUGAGUGGAGUGGACAUGGCCUUCAAACAGGUAGAGGAGGUGUACACUGUGGGCCAUCAGAAGGCGUUCCUGUGCCAGUUGUGGUUCACUGAGAACUCCACCCAGUGGCAGGUGGGGCUGCAGCUGGUCAGUGUGCUUCUGGGUUUUGGGCUCCCCUUACUGAUCAUGCUCUACUGCUACAUCCGCAUCUUCAGGUCCCUUUGCAACGCUACUCGUCGCCAGAAGCGCAAGUCUCUCAGCCUCAUUGUCUCCUUAGUUUCUGUGUUUGUCGUCUGCUGGGCGCCGUACAGCUGCUUCCAGCUGGUAGAUAGUCUGAACAAGCUGGGCGUGGUGGCUGGAGGUUGCCAGUUUGGCCAUGUGAUGGACAUUGGGACUCUGAUCACUGAAAGCUUGGGACUGUCGCACUGCGCCUUGAACCCUCUGCUGUAUGGCUUCGUGGGGGUGAAGUUCAGGAGGGAGCUGGUCAGAAUGUGUAAGGGGCUGCUGGGACAGAGAGGCUUGCUGGGGAUGGAGGGGUGGAGGGAGAGGAGGCUCAGGAAAACCACCAGAUCCUUCAGCUCUACAGAAAGCGAAAAUACCUCCUUCUCUGUGAUGGUGUGAACCGAGAGACAGGGAGAGCGAGGUGUGUGUGUGUGUGUGUGUGUGUGUGUGUGUGUGUGUGUGGGUGUGUGUGGGUGUG